AUGAUUUUGGGGGCUGUCCUAAUUGGCUAUCUGGCCAUUAUUCCUAUUUUUGUUCUCACCUGCGUCCUUUUAAUUUUUCUUGAUAUUCAUAUUCUCCCUCAAAUAUACAUUAGUAUUUUGGACCCAAUUAUGUCCUACACAGCUCGUCAAAUGGGCAAACGAUCGAUGUCCAUUGCUAGCUUGCAAAAUGCAGAUUACGAUAAGAGCGCAAGCGAAAAUUAUGUUGACGGAAAUCUAAUUGAACGUGAAGUCACAUUGGUUGAGGGAAGUAUCCAAUUGAGUGAUGAUUUCAAGACCCAAGAAAAGGGCUUCAAACUCCACCUCCCAAUGUACCUAUUAAAAUCCGGCGUUGAAGCUAUUAUCGAGGACGAUGUUACAAAACGCUUCUCAUCUGCCGAACUUCGUGUCUGGAAUUUGCUUGGUCGCAAUCAAAACUACUAUUUUCACAAUACCUCCUGUAAACGAACUCUGACUGCCCUCUGGUUUCUGGGGUUCAUUAUUCGUUAUGUGUUUCUUCUUCCGAGUCGACUUGCUGUAUGCAUGGUUGGAGUUGGGUUGACCUAUGUCUGUGGAAUUGUUAAAAACGCUUUUCCCAACUCUCGACUUGGAAAGUGGCUUGCUUCUUCUGGUUAUCAGCGCUGUAUGCGUCUUAAUCUUUGCCCAUAUGCCGCCAUUAUUCGUUUCCACAAUCCCGAAAAUCGCCCCAAACCGAAUACAAUCUGUGUAGCAAAUCAUACAACUCCUGUGGACUUUACUGUUCUAGCUAGUGACAAUACGUAUGCAAUCAUUGGUCAACGACAAGGAGGCUUCUUCGGUCUUGUGGAAAACGUCCUAUCCUGUGCAGUGCCAACAAUAUGGUUUGAUCGGGGCGAGGUGUUUGAUCGAUCCGCUGUGACGGACCGUAUGAAGGAGCACGUAGCCACCCCUGGUGCUCUUCCAAUCCUUAUCUUCCCUGAGGGGACUUGCAUCAACAACACCUCCGUGAUGAAGUUCAAGAAGGGAUGCUUUGAAGUCGGUGCUGUCAUCCAUCCGGUUGCUAUCAAGGUAUGUCUUUAUCUGAAAAUUUUGUUUGUCCAAAUAUGUCACCAGUCACAAUCUUUCAAUCUGGAACGAUUUUAA
This is a messenger RNA of Rodentolepis nana, 1119 nucleotides long. Lineage: Eukaryota; Metazoa; Platyhelminthes; Cestoda; Cyclophyllidea; Hymenolepididae. The record is from the annotation of a GenBank genome assembly.